AUAAAUACACGCUCGCUGCUGCUGAUGAUUUCCACCUGAGACAGUCUCUCUCUCUCCUCUCUAAGAACCAAACUCCCUACUUUUUAAGCUUAAUCCUCCUCAUGCGCCUGUAGAUUCAGAUCGGAUUUUACCUCAAAGGUUUGGUGGCGUUUGCUCAAUUGCGGGCUGAAGCUCUGUCCUGUGCACUUGCAUGCAACAAACUGGAGCUUUUUAACCCUUGUUCAUGUGCAGGGAUUUUAAAUGUUCUACAACUGGAGGUUAUCUGUUCAUAUUUCCUCUUUCUGCUUGGUCUUUAUGUUAUCUUGAGGAAUAAGCAAUUUGGGUUCCUUUAAAGUCCUGAGCAUUUUAAGAGUCGCAGAACUUGAACUUUCAAUUACACUUUCUUAGACUUCUUAUUUUUGGGCUGAGUUAAAAGAUUGUCUCUCGUGACUUUCAGCCUUAUGUGAUCAAAAUAGUUAGUUUAUCAAUGAACAUAUCAAGUUCGAGUUGGUGAUGGGGAUUCCAACAAUGGGGUCUCAAGGUGGGGAUGGUAGUAAUGGCAAACAAUCACAAUUCCAAUCAUUGGCACGGCAGAACUCAAUGUACAGUCUCACACUUGAUGAGGUUCAAAAUCAUUUGGGUGACUUGGGAAAGCCACUUAGCAGCAUGAACCUGGAUGAACUUCUUAAAAAUGUAUGGACUGCCGAAGCCAACCAAUCCAUUGGUAUGGACGCUGAGAGCACAGCACUGGCCAAUCAAACCGCUCUCCAGCGUCAGGCAAGCCUGUCAUUAACUGGUGCAUUAAGCAAGAAGACAGUCGAUGAGGUUUGGAGAGAUAUCCAACAAAGCAAAAAUAAUGAGGAAAGGAAGUCUCGAGAAAGGCAGCCUACUCUGGGAGAGAUGACUUUGGAGGAUUUCUUGGUGAAAGCCGGAGUUGUUGCUGAAGCGUCUUCGGAUAAAAAAGGAGCUGGUCCGGUUGUUGGAGUUGAUGCAAAUAUAGCAUCACAGUUCCCCCAGCAGGGACAAUGGAUGCAGUACUCACAACCACAAUAUCAGGUUCCACAACAAAGUAUGAUAGGGGUUUAUAUGCCAAGCCAGCCUAUGCCACAACCGCUACAUGUUGGGGGUGGGGCUGUAAUGGAUGUUACUUAUGCAGACAACCAACUUGCACUGCCCUCUCCUCUAAUGGGAGCUCUCUCAGAUACACAAACACCUGGAAGGAAAAGGGGCCCUCCAGAGGAUAUUAUUGAGAAGACUGUUGAGAGGAGGCAAAAGCGAAUGAUAAAGAACCGGGAAUCUGCUGCGCGUUCACGAGCAAGGAAGCAGGCUUAUACAAAUGAACUAGAAAACAAAGUUUCACGACUGGAAGAGGAAAAUGAAAGGCUGAGGAAACAGAGGGAGCUGGAGAAGAUGUUGCCGUGUGCACCGCCUCCUGAGCCAAAGUAUCAACUUCGCAGAACAACAUCAGCUCCAUUCUGACAUCUUUGUAUCUGUAUUUGUGGGAAUGAAAUCUGUAGAUAAGAUGCUAACGGGGCUGCUGCAUUUUUAGGUGGAAAUGAGCGCUAUCUGCCUCCAUGGAAACAGUUGUAUGUUGCAAUUUGUUGCUGAUAGUUGGCUUCUCCAUGUCUUGCGAUUUUGCUUGGUUCCCUUUUGCCGCAAAAUGGUAUUAGAAAUUUUCAGUGGAUAAUUGUACUUCCUUGUUGCCUCUUUUUAAGAUUUGUCCAAAAGGUCUUAGUUGAGUUUUUCUAAUGAUGUUUAGUAGGUAA
Molecule: messenger RNA, 1745 nt
Organism: Ziziphus jujuba (common jujube)
Lineage: Eukaryota; Viridiplantae; Streptophyta; Magnoliopsida; Rosales; Rhamnaceae
Product: ABSCISIC ACID-INSENSITIVE 5-like protein 2
Exons: 5
Coding region: 493-1458 (321 amino acids)
Biological process (GO): positive regulation of DNA-templated transcription
Cellular component (GO): nucleus
Molecular function (GO): DNA-binding transcription factor activity
Source: RefSeq, a predicted model, not a curated record